Parathielavia appendiculata is the source of this 1506-nucleotide messenger RNA. RefSeq lists its product as uncharacterized. The transcript has a single exon. Gene Ontology annotation, biological process: apoptotic DNA fragmentation. The record is from RefSeq and is a predicted model, not a curated record. Gene Ontology annotation, molecular function: nucleic acid binding; single-stranded DNA endonuclease activity; RNA endonuclease activity. The coding region runs from base 307 to 1353 and encodes 348 amino acids. Gene Ontology annotation, cellular component: mitochondrial inner membrane; nucleus. NCBI's taxonomy places the organism in Eukaryota, Fungi, Ascomycota, Sordariomycetes, Sordariales, Chaetomiaceae.
GUGUAUAGGUAGUUAGAGUCACAGACUGUUGCUUUUCAAUGUGUUGGAUACUUUUAGUGGCUUUAUGCUUCCAGGUGCCUUGUUAUCUUACACGGCGUAUUACCCUGAGUGGAGUCCUGCACCGGCAAAGUGCCCUGCAGGGUUCCUCGUCUCCAGCAAAAUUUCUAGGGGAAGGCUGAAGAGGAAACUCAACACCACGGCUUCAGCCGCGUCGCGAACACCAAGUCACCAUUCUGCGGCAGCUAGUCGGUGGGGUUGGGAAGCAUCAGAACAUAACACAAACUCGUUGAGGAGGAGAUACCAAAAAUGUCGAAAGCCACCCUCGCCGUCAUCGCGGCCGUCAGCGCCGGCGCCGGGGCAGCAGCCACGGCAGCCGUGUACUCGAUGCGCUCCGACAAGAAACCCGCCGUGACAACAACCACAACAACCGUCAGCACAACAUCCUCCGCCUCUUCUGUCCCCGCCCCGGUCCCCGCCUCCCAAGUCUUCAGCAGCAGCCCAACCAUUACCACAACCACCACCCCGGUCCCCACCCCAAGCACCUCCCCCACCGCCCCCGUCAACCCGGCCGGCCUCUUCGAAUACGGCUUCCCCGGCCCCGUGGCCGACCUCGCCUCGCGCCAAGCCCUGAUCUCCUCCUAUGACCGGCGCACGCGCAACCCGCACUGGGUAGCCGAGCACAUCACGCCGGCGUCGCUCGCGCAGCGCGGCGGUGACCGCAAGAACAGCGCCUUCCUCGAGGACCCGCUGAUCCCAGACAAGUUCCAGGCCAAGCUGGCCGACUACUUCCGCUCGGGCUACGACCGCGGCCACCAGGUGCCCGCGGCCGACUGCAAGUGGUCGCAGACGGCCAUGGACGAGACGUUUUACCUGUCCAACAUGUGCCCACAGGUCGGCGAAGGCUUCAACCGCGACUACUGGGCGCACUUUGAGGAUUUCUGCCGACGGCUGACCACGCGGUAUCCGAGCGUGCGGGUCGUCACCGGCCCGCUGUACCUGCCCAAGCGCGAUCCGGCGGACGGCAAGUGGUAUGUCAAGUACGAGGUGAUCGGCAGCUCUGCGCCCAGCGUGGCGGUUCCGACGCACUUCUACAAGGUCAUUUAUGCGGAAGAGGGGACGGCGCCGGGCGGGAAGGUGGCGCUGGGCGCGUUUGUGCUGCCGAAUGCCGUGAUUCCCAACGACAAGCCGCUAAGUGAUUUCGAGGUCCCGCUCGAGGCGGUCGAGCGGGCGAGCGGGCUUGAAUUCGCGGCCAAGCUGCCCGUCGCGAGGCGGAAGAGGCUCUGUGCCGAGACGAACUGCUCGAUUGUGGUCAAGGAGUAUGUGGAGAGGCAGAAGGCGUUUGCGAAGAAGUGAAUGGGCGUUAAUUUAGAGCAAGCUUUUGAGGUAUUUUGACGAGUGCACAUAGCAGAGCACGAGAUGUAUCAUAUUUUACCUUAGAUGAUUGUACAAUAUUAUCCGAAGCCAGAAGCAACAUCAGCGCUGCGGCUUCUGGCUGGACACCUCUAU